Octopus bimaculoides (California two-spot octopus) is the source of this 3505-nucleotide messenger RNA. RefSeq names its product snRNA-activating protein complex subunit 1. Gene Ontology annotation, molecular function: sequence-specific DNA binding. Gene Ontology annotation, cellular component: snRNA-activating protein complex. NCBI's taxonomy places the organism in Eukaryota, Metazoa, Mollusca, Cephalopoda, Octopoda, Octopodidae. Gene Ontology annotation, biological process: snRNA transcription by RNA polymerase II; snRNA transcription by RNA polymerase III. The record is from RefSeq and is a predicted model, not a curated record.
AUCGCCCUGUCCAGGAAUCGAAACCACAAUCUUACGAUCAUGAUGCUGACACCCUAACCACUAAGCCGCGCGCCUCCACAUAAUCUGAAAUGAAAGUGGGAGCCGCCAGAAAUCGCUAUCAACCUAUUCUCUACUAAACCGAACGUAAUUUCAAGUAAAUGGGAAAUCGCUGAAUGGGAUAAUGUGAAAUCUCUACACCGAUACUGUUUGUCGAAAGUAUAUCUAGAGUUAGUUCCCCUGUCGGUUUCCUGCUUUUGUUUCAGGUGCUUGAUUAGUUCUGCUUUACAACUCUAAUUAAACGGGCUCUAAUUAAAUAUAAAUGGUAAUUAUCUGUGUAAAGUAAUAUCUAAAUCACAGUGAAUAAUGUAACUUAUUUUACUCUUAAUCUAUAUUAUUAUUAUUUAAGUAUUAUUUAUAUGCUGACACACGGAGCGACUCCUUCAACAUAUUGUGAUAUCUUCAUAAAGAGGAUCGAAAACAUCAGAUGACAUUGACUGAAGAGAAUUCUUAACUUCUGAUACACCAUUCCUAUCAUUGUAUCAUGCUUAAAGGAAGAUGUAACCUUCUUUAUGUAAAUCUUUCAGGAAUUACUGUAAACUAUUUCUUCUGAACUGGGAUUAAUAGGAAUAUUUCUCAGCUUCACUGUGUGGAAUGGGUGCAAGUUCUAUAUUCUAAUUAGCCUUGGAUAAAUCUACACAUAGGAGUUCACAGCAUCUUCAGAUAGAAACAAAGAUCUGUUGGUGGAAAUACACCAGAGACGUAUUCCUUGUGAUUAAAAAUUAUAUAUAUAAAACAAGAAAAUGACAGCAAGACUACAUGAUAGUGGUGUCGUACAAGCGUGCAGACCAUCAUAUAACUUUUGACAUUGCAUAUUUUUUUCUUCUACUCUUCCGUUUUAUGAAUUCAGUGUGCAUGUGCACAUUGCGUGUUCAUACUUUUCUUUCUGGUUCCCAUUCAAAACUGUUUACAGAUUACAACCGUCUCAUGAACCUGCGGCUGUGAGGAGUGCUUUGUGCUCCAGUGAUUGUAUAAAAAGGAAAUACUCCCUUAAUAUCCAUGUUUUCUGGUGAUAGAGGAAGAACCGUAGAAAAAUAAUUUUGUGAAAAACUGAGAGGAUUUAUAUUUUUUUCUUGAGAGAUGCCAAAAUUAACAGGAAAGUCAUUAUAUGACUGUGAUAUUUGUAAAAAGUCCUUCUCUCAAAAGUGUGAUCUCAAAACUCACAGACGCAUUCACACAGGAGAGAAGCCAUAUCAUUGUGAUGUCUGUGGUAAAUCCUUCCCAAAAAGUGAUGCCUUAACAAGACAUGUACGCAUUCAUACAGGAGAGAAACCCCAUCACUGUGAUAUCUGUGGUAAAUCAUUCUCUGUAAGUGGUGCUUUAACUAGACACAAACGUACUCAUACAGGGGACAAACCGUAUCACUGUGACAGCUGUGAUAAAUCAUUUGCUGGAAGUAGUGAUUUGACUAAACACAAACGCAUUCAUACAGGAGACAAACCAUAUCACUGUGAUAUCUGUGGUAAAUCGUUUGCUGAAUGUGGUGCUUUAACAAGACACAAACGUACUCAUACAGGAGAGAAACCAUAUCACUGUGAUAUUUGUGGUAGGACAUUUUCUCAAAGCAAUUUCUUAACAAGACACAAGUGCAUUCAUACAGGAUAGAAACCAUAUCCCUGUGAUGUCUAUGGUGCUUCAUUAUCUGAUAGAGCUUUUCUGAAAUUAACACAAACACGUUCAUACAGAUAAGAAACCACAAUCUGUGCAGUAUUUGUGAGAGAUCAUUCUCUUGUGGUGAUUUAGCUAAACAAACAUUUUCAGAAGAAAUGCUAAUGCCAAGAUCCAUCUAUUCAUCAUUCCUCUCUGUCCCUACCCCUGGAACAAUCAUCUCCUCUAUAGGGUCCUAUCUAAUCCAAUCAUCAUUAGACAUUCUGGCAGGAUUCUGAAGUAUGACCAACUUGGUCUAUGGAUAUCAUCCAACCAACUUCGUUUUGGUAUUAUCCUAAGUCUCCUACCAUUUCUUGCAGUCCUUUCUUGUGACAUCCUAAUCACAAAUUUAUUGAACCUGAGCUAUGACUUCUCAAUGUGGAAAACGCGUAUCUUAAUCUGGAGAGACUCACUCAUCUCGAAAGCAUGCACCCUGCUGAGUACUGUUACUCCAGAGAUCUUUUGGAGUAAUCCCAACUUCAGUUGCUUGUAUUCAUAAUUGUGCACUUUUAGUCAUUAACCAAUAUUCCUGACAUAGGUGUGAAUAGACAUGAAAACUAAAUUCAAGGUGUGUGUGUGUGCGUACAUGUCAUCAUCCUUUCACACUUUUCCAUGCUUGUGUGAAGUAGAUUUUCUACGGGCGGAUGCCCUUCCUAUCACCAACCCCCAUAUUUCCAAGCAAGGAAAUAUUUCCCCAUAACCAGACAUGUUUCUCACACAAGAUUGGAGACAAACCACCUUGAUUGUAUGAUGAUUAUGCCCAUUUAAAAACAGCACAUAUGGAGAUAAAUGUAUACACAAUAAAACAUAUAUUUAUACACACAUUUUCAUGUAUAUAUAAACAUAUAUAUUCGUAUAUUAUGUAGAUAAGGCUAAAAUCGAAUCUGUGUCCUCUUGAAGCACAUCUGCUCAUUUCAGUAUUCCAAAUUUGUAUGUAGAUGUUAUAUUUACAUGAGGUAUGCAUAAGAGUUGAAAAUAUUUUCUGCAGAGUAAUGUCAUCAAAACAGAAGACUGGAACUUUUUUUUUUUUUGGUAUUAGUUUCAAAAGCUUGCUCAAAAUCCAGAGAUUAUGGCUACCAAAAAGAAAUAUAUAGCUGUUGGAGUCCAGGCAGAUUUUGAAAUUUUGUUCAACAAAUUCGCAAAAUGUAAACCUUUAAAUUUUGUGGAAUUUGCAAAAGUUUGGCGCAAAAUGAAAAUGUCUAUGAUAUGUAUGGGGCGUCAGACAGAGAAUGAAGCGAAAUUGUUGAUAGAAGAAUGUCUAUGGAUCACACUGAAUUACUUCCGUGCUCCGUACAAUUUUGAGGUAAAAACUGGUGCCUUUUUCCUGCUCUAUGGCUUGUACUCAACUCAAUUCUUUGUGCCUAAAGUCAGGAUCAGGUGUACCCUAAACAACUGGGAAGAACUGAACUGUUUCAUCAAGGAUGCCAUGUCUAAAAAGAUGACUGAUGUUGAAUUUAUCUUCCAUCGACUGUGUGUUAUGAAAGCCUUCAUUUACGUUGCUUCACCAAACAAUGUAAGUAUUCACACAACACUCAUUUCCUCUCUGUACAUCUAUCUGCAUAUGCAUGUUCCUCUUUCUGUUGGCCUAUCUUCUAUCUCUCUACAUCUGUAUUUUUCUGUGUUUGUCUGUCUGUAGCAAGACAGGAAAGAUCUAUCUUGUUUCUGUGUCAUACUUCAUUUAUGCUGUGGAUGAUUUCAGCCAAUCAGAGCUGGAGGUAUAUGAAUAAAGCGGCAGUGAUCUGCCUUAAAUAGAGGAACUCACUACAGCAGCAAAGUGGCAGUUAGAAACUAGUUGUUGAUU